AUGGGGGAAUUGCAUCCCGGAAGGGUUUUCGGUUUUGUUCCCCUGCUGGUGGUGCUGUUGCUCGGGGCGGCGGGCUGGGAGGUAGGAGAAGCAGGGGGGGAGUUGAUGAUGGGGCAGGUGGAGCGGCAGCUCUCUGCAGGGUUGUUGGAGUGUGGAGGUGAUUCGAAGGGCGCCGGGUGCUUUUCCGAUGAGGAGGAGUUCGCGCUGGACUCUGAAACCAACCGAAUGCUGCAGAGCGGUGCCGCGUACCUCAGCAAUCUGCUGCUGAAAAAGGAUGGUGUGCCAUGCCGGAUCCCUGGUCGUUCUUACACCAGCUGCGGAUCCCCAGCCAGGUCUGUCUACAAAUAUAAUCGCUGCUCUGGCACCUGCCUUCGUUUUAACAUAUAG
Messenger RNA from Nymphaea colorata (pocket water lily), 387 nucleotides. Its product is annotated as rapid alkalinization factor-like. The transcript has a single exon. NCBI's taxonomy places the organism in Eukaryota, Viridiplantae, Streptophyta, Magnoliopsida, Nymphaeales, Nymphaeaceae. The record is from RefSeq and is a predicted model, not a curated record. Bases 1 to 387 code for a protein of 128 amino acids.